This is a messenger RNA of Puntigrus tetrazona (Sumatra barb), 2463 nucleotides long. RefSeq names its product ABI family, member 3a (gene abi3a). Gene Ontology annotation, molecular function: SH3 domain binding. The record is from RefSeq and is a predicted model, not a curated record. Bases 198 to 1784 code for a protein of 528 amino acids. Gene Ontology annotation, cellular component: lamellipodium. NCBI's taxonomy places the organism in Eukaryota, Metazoa, Chordata, Actinopteri, Cypriniformes, Cyprinidae. The transcript has 11 exons.
AAUGGCAGGACGUUCUUGUUUCCGCCUGUUCCUCGAGCAGAUCUGUGCUUGCAGCAUCAAAGCAGAACUUGCGUUUGCUGUCAGAGGAAGGCAGCGACGGUUGGGGGGGUCCGAGUCUGACUGACAGAUAUCAGUAGACUUCUGUCGCGCGGAGGUUUCCGGAAUCGUGCCUGAACCGUCUGUCAUUCCGUCGCGCGAUGAAGGACCAAAACUACUCCGAAGAAGUUACAAAAAUACUGGAGGAGGCCCCCUCCGCUCGCAAAGCACUUUUAGACAACUACAACAAUUUAUACAAAGUAGCGGAGUACUGCGAGAGCAACUACACGCAGUGUGGAAAUGACACCACCAAAGCCCUGGAGGAGACCAAGGCCUUCACUACUCAGUCCUUGGCUAGUGUGGCUUAUCAGAUCAGCUCUAUGGCCACCAAUGUGCUCAAGCUUCUGGACGCACAGACCCUGCAGCUCCGCAAGAUAGAGUCGUCCAUCAACCAGAUCGGACAGACAGUGGACAUGCACAGGGAGAAGGUGGCCCGCAGAGAGAUCGGCGCUUUCACAGUUGCCAAGAGAGUUCCACGCAGUCAUAAGGUUGUCCCCCCAGCAAAAAAUAAAGAAGCCAAGAUCAAGUAUUCCCGCACACCCAUCUCUUUCUCUAGCCUGGACUCAGUCGGCCAUGGCAUGAAGAUUUGUUUUCAGGAUUCUGGCCAGCCGCAGCUAAAAACAGCGACCAUGACUCGGAGCGGCAGCACACUGAGCCGAAGCAGCCGUCCACCUCCUGAGCCUGUCCAGUGUCCAGUGGCGCCCGGUCUCUCUCAUGGAGCGUCCCUCACCUCCCUCAAUGACAAGUCUAUUGCUUCGAGUUUUGGUAAAGCCGUGCCGCCUCCUGUAGUGCCCAGCUGGCCCACCAACCCUGAGGUUGACAUCAUCAACACGCUGCUGGGUGAAGAGCCUCCUCCACCGCCCCCACUGAUGGAGACAGAGGGCGAACAGGAUCAGGGGGUGGAGAGCGGCCCACCUCCACCACCUCCUCCUCCCCUCGACUGCAGCAACAUCCCCCCACCUCCCCCCAUGCCCAGCUCAGUGAAUACUCCUGAUCCCAGCAGCCUCGUGACCAUACCUCCUCCUCCACCAGCUCCACCUCUUGAAACAGUGGCCGAGGAGAGUGUCUUUCCUCUACCAGAAGCUCCCAUUGACAUGCCUCCUCCACCUGCCCCUGAUGGCCUUGAUCUUCCAACCCCACCGCCUCUGCCAUGUGACGAGAACUUAGAAGCUGCGCGCUCUCGCCGCUCACGGGUGCGACGCCAUCCUCCUAGCUCUCGCUCGCUGUCUCUGAGGGUCCGCAUGGGCCCCAGCUCUCGCUCGCUGUACACGCGCUCGCUUUUUCUGCCUCCUGCUCAAUCACUCAUGAUACCCCCACCCCCUCCAUACCCGCCUCCUCUGGCUCCACCGGUUUCGUUCAGCCCCUUGUGCAGGAUCCCUGCCCGUCUGGAGCACCUGGACCUUGAAAUUCCAGCCCCACCUCCAUCACCACCACUGGAUGGUUUUGACAACUUUGAAGAACUGCCCCCUCUACCUCCCCCCAUUGAUUACGACAUAACUGCACCAGCCGAAUAUUUGGAGAAAGUGGUGGCACUAUAUAACUACGACACAGGCAAGCCGGGCGACCUGGUGUUUGAGGAGGGCGAUAUCAUCUACCUCACCAGCAGGAAUGAGGAUGGCUGGUGUGAGGGCGUUCUCAAUGGAGUAAAGGGAUACUUUCCUGGCAACUACGUGGAGUCCACCGCUUAACUGCUCAUAAGAUGCCACAAUGUCAGUGAAUGAAUUAUUGAGAUCGAGGCACCUUCUGUUUCUGAAGUGUAAUAAUGCAGAAAUGCUUUUAUACUUUGUUGACCUUUCAAACAUUUUUAAACCUUUAAAAAGUUUUCUGUAUUUUUUUUUUUUUGACAUUUUAAACAUUUUUAACAUUUAAAAAAAUCAAUGCUGACUGAUUGCGUCAGAGACAAGUCUGAAUUUCAAAGUUUACUUUGGUCUUAUAUAAUUGUGAUCAUAAUUGAUCUCUCAGGACUUUUAAGUUAUAAUCGUAAUGUAUAACAUUAAGAAACGUUUUGUACAUUUAGUUGCAUUUGAUAAGUUAAGUUCACGAAGUCGUGGUUAAUAGUGUGGUUGAUUCUGUAAACAUAUUUAGUUUGAAUAGGCUAUUGUGCAAAGUAAAUAAUGAAGUAAUAUAUAAUAAUAGAUGUGUGUAAUAUAUGUUAAUGCAGUUUCCUAAUUAAAAACCUUUAUUACUCAUAAUAAAUUACAUUUAAUUGAUAACCUUUUCUUGAUUCCUUUGCAACAUUUCAUGCUCUGUUUAAUGGAUUAAAUGUUAAUGUACCAUCACAUCGGCCCAAUUCAGUCACAGUUUCAAUGUUUUAUGAUGCCAAGUUAGUAUUUACAGUCCAUAGAAUCAAUAAAAUCUUGACGGUAA